This is a messenger RNA of Lingula anatina, 2059 nucleotides long. Its product is annotated as galactocerebrosidase. Gene Ontology annotation, cellular component: lysosome. Gene Ontology annotation, biological process: galactosylceramide catabolic process. The record is from RefSeq and is a predicted model, not a curated record. Gene Ontology annotation, molecular function: galactosylceramidase activity. Lineage: Eukaryota; Metazoa; Brachiopoda; Lingulata; Lingulida; Lingulidae.
CAUCAUAAGUGAAACCGAUGGAAAUGGGACAUGCAUAUAAUUUCUUUGUUUUAUUGGCUUUCCCAGGGCUUAUUCUAAGUAGAGCACAAUGUGCUCUUCAAAAAGUCAACGUAGACGACUCGUAUGGAGUGGGAAGAAAUUUUGAUGGUAUCGGGGCAAUAAGUGGAGGAGGAGCUACAUCAAAACUUUUGGUUAAUUAUCCAGAGGCUCAGAGAAACCAGGUGCUAGAUUUUUUAUUUAAGCCCAAUUUUGGUGCUUCCCUUCAAAUAUUAAAAGUAGAAAUUGGAGGUGAUUCACAAAGUACAGAUGGUGUGGAGUCAUCUCACAUGCACACAGAAGUAGAUGUCAGCUUCCAGAGAGGAUAUGAAUGGUGGAUGAUGAAGGAGGCUAAGAAGAGAAAUCCCAACAUAAAGUUAUAUGGUCUUCCCUGGGUGUUCCCUGGCUGGUUAGGAAAUGGAACAUUCAAUCCAUAUGCUAUGAGAGAGAAACUUGUGUACUAUAUAACUUCCUGGAUCAAGGGAGCAGCAAAAGUGCACAAUUUGCAGAUUGAUUAUAUUGGGAUUUGGAAUGAAAGAAGCUAUGAUAUAGACUACAUCAAGAUGCUACGCAAGUCUCUGGACAAUCAAGGCUUUAGUCAUACACAGAUUGUGGCUGCUGAUGGUGGUUGGGGAAUAGCGUCUGAUGUUUUGAAAGAUCCUGAUUUGGCAAACGCAGUUAGUAUUUUGGGAGCUCACUAUCCUGGUAGUAUGGCUACGGCAGAUGCUCAGAAGACAGGGAAAAAACUGUGGGCUUCAGAGGAAUAUAGUGCUUUCAAUAACCUGGCUGGUGGAGGCUGCUGGGCCAGGGUCCUCAGUGAAGGCUAUGUGAAUGGAAAUCUAACCAGUGCCAUUGCAUGGAACCUGAUCUCCAGUUACAGUGCUGCCUUGCCCUACAGUGGAUCUGGUCUGAUGACAGCCAACCAGCCCUGGUCAGGAUAUUAUGUAGUCAAUACUCCUAUUUGGAUGAGUGCUCAUUACACUCAGUUCACAGAAAUUGGCUGGAGCUAUCUUGACCAUGGUCAUGGCUCUGGUCAUCUGGACAGCAAUGGCAGUUAUAUUGCACUGACCAGUCCAGACAGGUCUCAGCUGACCAUUGUGAUAGAGAAUAUGGAUCCCCAUGAUGCCCCAUGUUUUUAUCCCAUGCCUAAGUACACAGUGGCACCACAAACUGUUACGUUCACACUGAAAGGCUCAUUUUCUAAAAUACAGGAGUUGGAUGUCUGGUUUACACAUUUCAACUUUACUCAGGGAGGACACAGUGACAUUUUUAUUUAUCAGGGACCAAUGAAGGUUGUGAAUGGCAGUUUCAGCUUAACUGUCAUGCCAAAUGUUGUAAUCACAUUAACCACAGUGAAGAGUGGAAGGAAGGGACAGUACCCAGCUCCUCCCCCACCUGCUCCUUUUCCUUUGCCAUAUAAAGAUACAUUCCAAGACUAUGCAGAAUUCAGCGAGCCUUAUAAUCUAGCACCACAAGCUGGCUCCUUUGAGAUCAGGUCUUCCUCUGAACCUGGAAUUACUAAGGUGCUACGUCAGGUGGUACCUCAGCCUCCCAUAGACACCUGUUUGCCCAAGAGAAUGCCCAGGCCCAUUGCUGUGAUAGGAAACCACUCUUGGGCAGAUGUCAGAGUAGAAAUUACGUGUAGAGUUCCAGCAAGUAAUGGCAGCUCAGGGGUAUUUAUAGCAAGUCGCGUCAGCAGCGGGGGAUGCAGUGCCAUGUACUCUAAUGGCCUGUACUUCUGGUUGCUACUGGGGGAAAGGAAAUUUUUGCUUUCUUCAGAUUAUGCCCAAAAAGUUGUUUAUGCAAACGGAACUCUUCCAAAUAGCAUUGAUUUUAAUACUUGGACAUCUAUGUCUCUUUUUGCCCAGGGAAAGAAGGUGAGGGGCAUGUUAAACAGCAAAGAUGUGUUCAACCUUGAGCUAAAGACUGUUGUCUCAGCCUACGGGUUUGUUGCCAUAGGAACCAAUGAUUUUGGAAUGGCUGAUUUUAUCAACAUGUUCAUUGACAAAACAUGAUGAUUCAG